UCACACCAUCUCUACACAACUCUACGCUGCUAUACACGAGCCAAGAAGCAACAUCUGGAUUUGUUAAAGCAAGGAAAAAGGGAAAUCCUUUCAGAAGACUAUUUUCACAACUUCCAAUUCAAGAACACAUCAAGAAUGGGAUCUGCUGGAGUGCAGAUUGUGUGUGUGGCCCUUGGGAUCCUGGGUCUCGUCGGCGCCAUUGUGUGCUGUGCUGUUCCAAGAUGGAAAGUGUCGUCAUUCGUUGGAUCCAACAUCGUAACUGCCCAGAGCACUGAGGACGGCCUGUGGAAGACCUGCGUGGUGCAGAGUACAGGCCAGCAGCAGUGUAAGAGCUACGACUCCCUACUAGUCCUGUCCUCUGACCUCCAGGCUGCCCGUGCUCUGAUCAUCAUCAGCUGCAUGAUCACUUGCCUUUGCCUGCUCCUCCUGUGCGCCGGAGCCGAGUUUACUACGUGUGUGCAGAACGAGAGCGCCAAGCCCAAGAUCAGCCUGGUGGCUGGGAUCGGCCUGCUGCUGGCUGGCAUCCUGCUCAUCAUUCCCGUCAGCUGGUCUGCUCACAUUGUGAUCCAGGACUUCUAUAACCCCCUGGUUCCGCAGAAGAAGGAGCUGGGAGCCUGCAUCUUCGUGGGCUGGGCUGGAGGGGUGCUGCUGGUGCUGGGUGGAGGUCUUCUAUGCUGCUUCAGCCGAAACACCUCCAGCAGCUCAGGGGGAACUGCCAAGUACUACAGCAACAGUGCCUCUGCCCCCAGCAAGAACUACGUCUAGAGCCUUCAGCAGGUUCUUCUUGCGUAAGGUUUAGGAAAAUGGGCAUAAGGAUGGUGGUGGUGUCGAAGCAGAUAAACACGUAGAAAGGUGGAACCGUUGUGAAACAUUUUACAUUGUAAAUAUUGCUUAUUGAGUAGGACUAGUUUAGUAGGUAGAGUCUUGUGAGACCUGUUCAGAUAGGGUGUCUGGGUUUUACACUGUCACAAAACAGCAACAGAUACAAUUUCGGCUUUUAUUUUCCAUUUAAUUGUAUUUUAUAUGUUGUACAUACAUAACACUAGCUUGUUAAAAUCCACGUUCAGAUUGAUAAUCAAACAGUGAUUGUAAUUUCAGGAAUCGCAAUGUUGUAACCAUAGAUACCAUGUUUAUGUGUUGAUGUCAGCACCACUCACUGUACACAAGCAAACAGUUCAUUCCUGUAAUUCUGACAUUAACAGAAAUAAAUGGUAGGGAGCUCAGUGGUUAGAGCACUUGAUUGCAGAUCAAGAGGCAGCAGGUUCAAACUCCCCCUGUACUGUAUGUUGCUGAAUGAACAUAUUACUAUUACUUUACUUUGUCUUAUACAAUUUCAAGUGUCUUUACAUUUAAAUGUGUCUUUAAAUGUUAACACCAUUUUUUAAAUAAAAUAACUCAGAGUACUAUCAUUUUA
This is a messenger RNA of Osmerus eperlanus (European smelt), 1414 nucleotides long. It is a transcript of the gene cldni, whose product is annotated as claudin i. Gene Ontology annotation, biological process: cell adhesion; bicellular tight junction assembly. The transcript has 3 exons. Lineage: Eukaryota; Metazoa; Chordata; Actinopteri; Osmeriformes; Osmeridae. The record is from RefSeq and is a predicted model, not a curated record. Gene Ontology annotation, cellular component: bicellular tight junction; plasma membrane. Gene Ontology annotation, molecular function: structural molecule activity. Bases 136 to 765 code for a protein of 209 amino acids.